AUGCCGCCCGUAGGCCGCAAGGCUCCCCGCGCGCUCACCUGUUGGCCUCUUCUGCGUCUGCUGCUCCUGCUGUGGCUGCUGCUGUGGCCGGUAACCCGCGCCCGGACCACGCAGGGAACCCCCAGCGCCUCGACCCGGCCGGACACCUCCAGCGCCCCAACAGUGCCGGGCUCCCCGAGAGCCCCGAGUCUGCAUGAGCGCGCGCGGGCCCUGAUGCGGGACUUCCGGCUCGUGGAUGGCCAGAACCACCUGCCCCUGCUCCUGAAACAGCAUUUCCGGAACAAGCUACAGGAGGUCAACCUGCGCAAUUUCAGCCUUGGCCAAACCAGCCUGGACAAGCUCAGGGAUGGCCUUGUGGGUGCCCAGUUCUGGUCAGCCUAUGCACCAUGCCACACCCAAGACCAGGAUGCUGUGCGCCUCACGCUGGAGCAGAUUGACCUCAUUCGUCGCGUGUGUGCCUCCUACUCUGAACUGGAGCUUGUGACCUCAGCCAGAGGACUGAACAGCACUCAAAAGCUGGCUUGCCUUAUUGGUGUGGAGGGUGGUCACUCACUAGACAGCAGCCUCUCUGUGCUGCGCAGUUUCUAUCUGCUGGGAGUACGCUACCUGACACUCACCUUCACCUGCAACACGCCCUGGGCAGAGAGUUCCACCAAGUUUCAACACUUCUACACCGACAUCAGUGGGUUGACAAGCUUUGGUGAGAAGGUGAUAGGGGAAAUGAACCGCCUGGGCAUGAUGGUGGACUUGUCCUACGGGUCGGAUACCUUGGCGUGGCAAGCCCUGAAGGUGUCAAGGGCCCCUGUGAUCUUCUCCCACUCAGCUGCCAAGGCUGUGUGCGACAAUAUGCUGAAUGUUCCCGAUGACGUCCUGCAACUUCUGAAGAAAAAUGGUGGCAUUGUUAUGGUGUCGCUGUCCACGGGGGUGCUGCCGUGUAACCUGUUUGCUAAUGUGUCCACCGUGGCAAAUCACUUUGACCACAUCAGGGCUGUCACUGGAUCUGAGUUCAUCGGGAUUAGCGGAAACUAUGAUGGGUCUGGCCGGUUCCCUGAGGGGCUGGAGGACGUGUCCACAUACCCGGUACUGAUAGAGGAGUUGCUGAGGCGUGGCUGGAGGGAGGAAGAGCUGCAGGGUGUCCUUCGUGGAAACCUGCUGCGGGUCUUCAGACAAGUGGAACAGGUGAGAGAGGAAAACAGUGGCCAGAGCCCUGCGGAGGAUGAAUUUCCAAACAGGCAGGUGGGCAGGUCGUCCCACUCCCACCUGACUCAGCCUCAGAAUGAACACCUGGCCGCACACCAUGUGGGAAACAAGUGGCCAACCAAUCAGGCCUUCCAGAGGCCCUCAAAAGCCUCCCCACACGUCGUUCUAGGCCUCAUGGCUGCUGCCACCUUCUCAAUCCUCAUCCUAUGGCUCUAGUGACCUGGCCAGUCCUCCAGAGGUCACUGUGUCAAAG
Balaenoptera ricei (Rice's whale) is the source of this 1453-nucleotide messenger RNA. It is a transcript of the gene DPEP3, whose product is annotated as dipeptidase 3. Gene Ontology annotation, molecular function: metallodipeptidase activity. Lineage: Eukaryota; Metazoa; Chordata; Mammalia; Artiodactyla; Balaenopteridae. Gene Ontology annotation, biological process: proteolysis. Bases 1 to 1416 code for a protein of 471 amino acids. The transcript has 10 exons. The record is from RefSeq and is a predicted model, not a curated record.